AUGAAGUUCAUCACCCUUGUCGCUGCUCUCCUCGUCUCUGCUGCUGCUGUCUCUGCUGCUGCUAUCCCUGUCCAUGUCAAGGAUGCUGUCGCUCUUCAGGAGGAGCAGAUCCAACCUCAGAACCCCGCUGGCGAGCCUGCUCCCACUUCCUUCAAGUCUUACAUCGUGGUCUUCAAGUCGACUGUUGCUGCUCAGUCUAUCGAGAAGAUCGAGCGUGAGGUUUCGUUCCUUGGUGGUAGAAUUGUUCACCGCUACAACACUGUCCUCAAGGGUUUCUCUGCCUACAUCCCUGGCUCCGUUGUCUCUGCUUUGAAGACCAACCCUGCGAUUGACUACAUUGAGGAGGAUGGCACUGUCUCCGCCCUCUAA
Molecule: messenger RNA, 369 nt
Organism: Lobosporangium transversale
Lineage: Eukaryota; Fungi; Mortierellomycota; Mortierellomycetes; Mortierellales; Mortierellaceae
Exons: 3
Coding region: 1-369 (122 amino acids)
Biological process (GO): vacuole fusion, non-autophagic
Molecular function (GO): endopeptidase inhibitor activity
Source: RefSeq, a predicted model, not a curated record